GACUUGCUCGUCUCGAACUCGGUCUUGGCACACUUCGACGAGAGGCUGCCAGUGGUGCUGGCAUGCGACGCCUCUCCCUAUGGCAUCGGCGCUGUCCUGGGACACCAACUCCCGGAUGGAAGAGAGGUGCCGGUGGCAUACUUCUCCCAGACGCUUGCUGCAGCCGAACGAAACUACUCACAGAUUGACAAGGAGGGUCUGGCAAUCGUGAAGGGCGUAAAAAAAUUCCAUGAUUUCUUGUACGGGCGGCCCUUUACCAUAGUGACUGACCACAAGCCGUUGCUUGGCCUGUUUGCCCCCGAGAAGCAGACCCCCCAAGUGUUGUCUCCACGUGUCCUCAGGUGGUCAAUUUUCCUUGCCGGCUACCAGUAUGCACUAAUCCACCGCCCUGGGAAGGCGAUGGGCCACGCAGACGCACUCAGCAGGCUACCACUACCAGAAACAGGCCCCGACCCAGCGCCUGCGCAAGAGGUUAUGACCCUGGAGCUGCUUCCCGACCGACCCAUUCAGGCACAAGAAGUUGCGCACCAUUCCACAAAACAUAGGGUCAUCUCCCGGGUCCUGGACUGGGUGUGGCGAGGAUGGCCCAGCAGCAGCCCCGGGCCAGAAUUCGCUGGCUACACAAACCGCAAACAUGAACUGUCGGCCCACAAGGGGUGCCUGUUAUGGGGAAGCAGGGUUGUUGUUCCCCAGCCCCUCCGCAAAAGGGUCCUCACAGCCCUACACGAGACACACCCAGGGGUAGUGAGGAUGAAGGCCCUUGCCAGGAGUUAUGUGUGGUGGCCGGGGAUUGACAGAGAGAUAGAGGCCUGGGUCCAACACUGCCAGACCUGCCAAGAAUCCCGCCCGGAUCCCCCAAGGGCCCCAGUCCAGCCCUGGGAGUCCGCCCGACAUCCAUGGUCACGCUUGCACGUGGACUUCGCUGGCCCCUUCCAGGGAAAAACAUUCUUCAUAGUGGUGGAUUCCUACACCAAAUGGCUGGAGGUCGCACUGGUACCGUCCACUUCUACGGCGGCAGCCAUCCGGGUACUACGUAAGCUGUUUGCAACCCACGGGCUCCCUGACACCCUCGUCUCGGACAAUGGAACCGCAUUCACGUCAGAGGAGUUCCAGACCUUCACAGCGCAGAACGCCAUCCGCCACAUCCGCUCAGCACCAUUCCACCCUGCCACCAAUGGCCAAGCGGAGCGCAUGGUGCGGACCACCAAGGACAGCCUCCGCCGCAUAACACAAGGGGACUGGGAAUACCGCCUUGCCGCAUUUCUUCUAGCACAGCACAGCACCCCAAGCACAACGACGGGCCGGAGCCCAGCUGAACUACUCAUGGGCCGGCGCCUUGAUCUUUCAGUGCCUGACAUGUCAAGUUAUAAUUUACAGGACUCCUGA
Messenger RNA from Zootoca vivipara (common lizard), 1386 nucleotides. The record is from RefSeq and is a predicted model, not a curated record. NCBI's taxonomy places the organism in Eukaryota, Metazoa, Chordata, Lepidosauria, Squamata, Lacertidae.